AUGUCUUCGUUCAAGAGAAGGACGACACCCUCCAAACAACUCUCGCUGCCCGCUGGAACCAGAACAUCGCCUGGAACUACUUCUACUAUCAUAACCUCAACCGGAAUUCCCUCACUGGACGAUGUAUUCGGUGGCGGUCUUCCCUUGUCAUGUUCUAUGCUUGUGCUAGCUCCCGAUGCUCAUUCUGCGUACGGGGAACUUGUGCAGAAAUAUUUCAUAUCACAAGGCAUUGCCAACGAGCAGACAAUCCUAGUGAUUGACGAUGACGCCAACCAUAUUUUGGCAGAGUGCAUGUGGAUUCCUGCAGGCGGUGGUCCCACUACGCGGAGUACAGACGAAAAGGACGAGGACGAGGAACACGAUCACAGUACAAAAAUCAAAAUUGCAUGGAGAUACGAACAGAUGAAACAGUUCCAGACAACGGUGUCUACUCCUGCCGCUCCCUCUUUGAACCAAAUCACCGACAGCUAUUGCGCCAUCUUUGACCUGACCACUCGAAUACCCGAUGGCCUAAUCCAAUCCGCAUUUUCCUCAGGAAAAAUUGUGUCUAUUGGCGUGUCUUCUCCUGACUUUGCACCGCUGAAGAGGAUCAUCGAUGAAUUAGCACGAAAGUUGGGGACGGACUCAGCUGCGGCAACGGAGCUUAGACCCCUGCGAGUGUGCAUUCCAUCCUUGGGAUCUUCCCAAUGGGGCGACGUGUCGCCUCAAGAGAUAUGCUGGUUCUUGCACUCGCUUAGAACACUGUUAUCCCGGUAUCCACAUGCAUGCGCGGCCGUCUGUCUCCCUCCGCAUCUCUGUACAGAUGGAUGGGGUGGUCCCGGGUGGGUGCAGAAGCUGAGCUGGCUCUCGGAUGCCUCCAUUGAACUGUCGGCUUUUACGGCAAAUCCGUCUCUCACUGCUUUAUUCUCGUCGCACCAUGGGCUUGUUCACAUCCAUUCCCUGCCCUCUCCUCACACUCUCCUUCCACCGAGCGACAAGUUCUCGACAUUGAGAGGGCUAUCGUCGUCCGGAGAAAACAACCUCGCGUUCAAGUGCAUGCGGAAGCGAUUUCUGAUUGAAACUCUGCAUCUGGAUCUUGAAGGCGGCGUCGGGGAGAGACGAACAACUCCCGCUACGAAUGCUAUGGCUCUGGAGACCGCUUCCCUCCCCUCUCAUUCCCAUCGGUCUCAUAUCUCCGCGAAUGUAAAUGCGGCAGGAGGUGGUGCAGCCGUGGAAGUGCAACUGGAAGACGUGCAGCACUCUACCGCUGUUAGCUUAGUGGGAAGUACGGAGAUAGAGCAUGUAGUGGCGAGCGUAAAGAAAGCGAAGAAGAAAGUGGCGUUCACGUCGGAUCGACCUGACUUGUAUGACUUCUGA
Messenger RNA from Sparassis crispa, 1356 nucleotides. RefSeq names its product PAXNEB-domain-containing protein. The transcript has 4 exons. Gene Ontology annotation, cellular component: elongator holoenzyme complex; cytoplasm; transcription elongation factor complex. The record is from RefSeq and is a predicted model, not a curated record. Bases 1 to 1356 code for a protein of 451 amino acids. NCBI's taxonomy places the organism in Eukaryota, Fungi, Basidiomycota, Agaricomycetes, Polyporales, Sparassidaceae. Gene Ontology annotation, biological process: tRNA wobble uridine modification.